GAUCUCUUCAGCCAGUGAGGAGGGAGAAGCCCACCAGUUCAUUUGCAACACAAGAGGCUGUGCUGGAGAAGAGUUCCCUGGUGCUGAGUGGGGGCUCUUGGGGUUGCAAUGAGGAGUCCUUCUUGAAAAUCUUGCCUGAUUUCUGCAGUGACCGGAGUGGGGCCCAGAACUCCAGGACCUGGCUCUGAAACAGGUUUUCUACCAACAAGCUGGGGCAAUUAAGCGUUUCGAUCUGUACUUUGCAAGCAGCUGACAGCCUGUGGUAAUGUGCUGACUGGCGCUAUGGGCAGGCGGUACCCAGGGGCUCACUAUCGGCCAAGCAGCUCAUUUGAUUCUGGCGUGGACGCGUUGGCGUUUAUGGCAAGCAGCAGCACGACGGAUGUUGUGAACCGCAACAACCCCGCCACCCCGCCGAACACCCUGAACCUGCGCUCCUCACAUAAUGAACUUCUGAAUGCGGAGAUCAGGCACACAGAGACCAAGAACAGCACUCCUCCAAAGUGCAGGAAAAAAUAUGCACUGACUAACAUUCAAACAGCCAUGGGUCUUUCUGAUCCAGCAGCUCAGCCCCUUCUGGGGAACACCUCUGCCAAUAUAAAGCUUGUGAAGAAUGGAGAAAACCAGCUCAGGAAAGCUGCCGAGCAGGGACAGCAGGAUCCCAACAAAAACCUCAGUACCACUACAGGCAUAAACAUAACUUCUGAGAAGUUUGAAGGCAAAGAGCCGAUCCCACAGGAUUCCUCUGGCUGUGAAAUAUUACCCUCACAGCCAAGGAGGACCAAGAGCUUUCUGAAUUACUAUGCGGAUCUAGAGACAUCUGCUAGAGAGCUAGAGCAGAGUUUUGUUGCAAUGGAAGAUAACUCUGCACAAAGCAACAGCCAGGCUUCUACUGUUAUUGUCAAUGGGGAAGUCCUGCCCCGGAAACAAAACAAGAUGCCAAGCCCAGAGGAUGGCCAGGUUGCCACAGUGUCAUCAAGCCCUGAGACUAAGAAAGACCACCCAAAAACUGGGGCCAAAACAGAUUGUGCCCUCCAUAGGAUUCAAAACCUGGCCCCAAGUGAUGAGGACUCCAGCUGGACUACACUGUCCCAGGACAGCGCCUCGCCAAGCUCACCCGAUGAAACAGCAGAUAUAUGGAGUGAUCAUUCAUUUCAAACAGACCCAGACUUACCACCUGGCUGGAAAAAAAUCAAUGACAUUGCUGGGAUCUACUACUGGCACAUACCAACAGGAACAACUCAAUGGCAACGUCCAGUGUCCAUCCCAACAGAUCUCCAGGGCUCACGAAAAGGAUCACUUGGUUCCAUUACUCCUUCUCCUACUCCAGAAACUGAGAAACAGCCAUGGAGUGAUUUUGCUGUACUCAAUGGGGGAAAGAUUAAUAGUGACAUUUGGAAGGAUCUGCACGCAGCCACUGUGAACCCAGACCCAAGUCUGAAAGAGUUUGAAGGAGCAACAUUACGCUAUGCCUCUUUGAAGCUCAGAAAUGGUCCACAAUCUGAUGAUGAUGAUUCUUGUAGCAUCAACAGUGAUCCAGAAGCCAAGUGCUUUGCUGUGCGAUCUCUGGGCUGGGUAGAAAUGGCAGAAGAUGAUCUGGCUCCUGGAAAAAGCAGUGUUGCUGUGAACAAUUGCAUCAGACAACUCUCUUACUGUAAAAAUGACAUCAGAGACACUGUUGGCAUUUGGGGAGAGGGCAAAGACAUGUACCUUAUACUGGAAAACGACAUGCUGAACCUGAUUGACCCCAUGGACCGCACAGUUCUUCAUUCGCAGCCCAUUGUGAGCAUCAGAGUCUGGGGAGUGGGUCGUGACAACGGCCGAGACUUUGCUUAUGUGGCAAGAGACAAAGACACAAGAAUUCUGAAGUGUCAUGUGUUUCGCUGUGACACACCUGCAAAAGCCAUCGCCACAAGUUUACAUGAAAUCUGCUCAAAGAUAAUGGCUGAACGGAAGAACGCUAAAUCUAUGGCUUGCAGCUCAUUGCAAGAGAGGACAAGUGUCACCCUUGAUGUUCCUCUGCAAGUAGAUUUCCCAACACCAAAGACAGAACUGGUACAGAAGUUCCACGUGCAGUACCUGGGCAUGCUGCCUGUAGCUAAACCUGUGGGAAUGGAUACUCUGAACAGUGCCAUUGAAAGCCUAAUGGCUUCCUCUAGCAAAGAAGACUGGAUGCCAGUUACUAUGAAUGUAGCUGAUGCUACUGUCACAGUCAUCAAUGAAACAAAUGAAGAGGAAAUCAUAGUGGAGUGUCGUGUGCGGUUCCUGUCCUUCAUGGGAGUAGGGAAGGACAUUCACACAUUUGCCUUCAUUAUGGAUACAGGAAACCAGCAUUUUGAGUGCCACGUGUUUUGGUGUGAACCAAAUGCAGGCAACGUAUCAGAAGCUGUUCAGGCUGCUUGUAUGUUACGGUAUCAGAAGUGCUUAGUAGCCAGACCGCCUUCACAGAAGGUUCGACCGCCCCCACCUCCUGCAGACUCGGUGACUAGAAGAGUUACGACUAAUGUAAAAAGAGGAGUCUUGUCCCUCAUUGACACUUUGAAACAGAAACGCCCGGUCACUGAGAUGCCAUAGCUGCAUCAGAGAGAAGAUUCUCCUGACGUGUAACUGAAGAUAACAGUAGCUACCCUAAGGAAAAUGAACUGACGAUGUCUGGCCUUCCACUUCAAAUUGCUGAUGCUUUGUCUUCAGAGAAUUUAUCCUUAUUGAAACAAUGUUAGACAAGCAUGUUCUCUAGUUCUUGCCACCAUCGUGUGAUAUGAAAAGAAGCAUGAAUAAUUUUUUUGCUGUCAGUGAGUUACAUCAUGAGCGAUGGAAGGUCUGUUUUGAUUGUAAAUACAUGAACAUUACCUAAACUCACACACAAAAAAAAAAAAAAAUGGCCACGUCCCUCCCAGUGAACUCAUGCUAAAGUCUUUGGAGUGAAUGAUGCCCAAGUUGGUAGUUUCACCAUCUUGAGCUGGAUUUGUCACAAACCAAUCUUAAUUUCUACAGCACUUUGCUCUGUCUUCAGCACUGGAGUAGGUACCAAGUAUUAGCUACCAUUGAUUUACUGUAGAUUAAGUACCAAGGUGGGGUUUUUUUACAGCAUUACACCUGUUAGUUUUAAAUUGUUUGUCAGCAUUGGCCGAGCAACCACUUUUAACAUCUCCCUGAUGUGCUUCUGAAUCUUGGUGUCAUUAUUUCAUCUCCUGGUUAUAUAUUAUGGUCUUAGAGAAGAAUCAUGUUCAAUACCCAACCAAUGCUGAAAUAUCCAGAAGUGUUUUCAGUAACCAAAUUGUAGGAUGAUCCACUGAAGCUUUUCAGCUUUAAAUAUACAAAUGCACCCAUUUGCUGUUAAAUUUAUUUUCCUAAAUCUGUCAUUAAUUCAUCAAAAAUACCUUGUGUUUCACGCAGGGCUCAUACCAAUCAGGAAUAAGAAAGAACUAGUCAGGAAUUUUACUGUCUUAAAACUCUUGUAGAGCCUAAAAUGUUCCAUACCUUAAAUGUACAAGUGUUUGAUGAAAUGUUCCAUUCAGCAUCUGGUUGCACAAUUACCCCUUCCCCUCAGAGUUUGUUGCUGAAUACUUACCAUGUCACAAAAAGAACAAUCAUAUUUCCUGUUAUUUAUAAAAUUCCAUGACAUUUCUGUUAAUGCUUUUGUGACAAAAUAAGAAGAGUUGUCUUCUGAAAAGAUAGUGCUUCAGGUGGUACAAUCGAUUGCUUUUGCUCCAAAGGCUUCAUUUUAAUUUCUUUGAUCUAAACACAACUGUGGAUCCUGACAAAGUCAGCCCAGUAUUGCCCCUUGAAAUUGUACCUCAGGCUAAACUCUCCAAAUGCAGCUAUGCAUCUUGAAUCUCUCCCUUUGCCAUCUUCUACCUAGACCUGCAGAUUGGUACAAAUUUUUGAAAUGGAACAUUAAAGAUAUUUUUAACUAGUGUUAAAAAUAUUUUGCCUCCAUUUAUAGAUAUGUUCCAGAUUGUAACUGUCUCCCAAGUCUGCAAAGCGGGUCAUACUUUAAUUUUAAAAUAACAUUGUCAAGGUUGUUACUACAAGAACUGUAGAGACUGUUAUAAACUGUUAUUUUCUUUUUAUUUCCUUGUUUAAAGGAAUUAACAGCAACACCUGGGCAAAGCAACUUAGGAACGCAAGGGGAAAAAAUGAUUCAAGAAAUUUCAAUGCAGAAAAAUCAUUAAACUCAGCCUGAUGUAUGAGCAAGUGCCAGGUGAAGGCUAGCUGUGCAAUUAUUGUAAUUAAAUUUAGCUCUCUAGAAUACCUGCUGAAGAGCUGAUCCUUUGCUGUUCUCAAAUCUCUGUAGGACCACAAUUCUGCACCCCAGGCACUAAAGCAGUUGUUUCCCCUCCCAAGCCUCCCAUCCCUGCCACCUGUUUUGCACCAGCUUUAUUGCUUGUACAGCUGGAGGAGAAGUUGCUUGUGCCAAGUAGGCAGGGAGAUCAGAUAGGCAGGGAUAGGGGGAUGUAAAAAACCCCUUCUAGCAGUGCCAUUGGUUUAAACUGACCGUGAAGCCAGCUCACCAGGCGUGGAGGUGGCAGCUUGUGUAGGUGCUUGGUUGGUCACUGGUGUUGACCCUGGUGAGGUCUGAGAGAAGCAGCAUAAAAACUCAGUUCCUGUCACAACUGCUGUCAAAAUACGGGGGCUAACAAAGUACCCUUAGGGGGGAUCGUGAGGUUCAGAGGUAAAAGUUUCUUUAUUCCUCAUCAUGCUAGUGAUUCAAAGUUUGACUUUAUUUUAAAUUUCCAUAAAUACUUUGACAGUGUCUUAAAGUUCCAGCUGGAAAUGCCAGGAGUUGAGAUUUGCAUCUGUUCAACAACAGUGAAUUUUAACUUGUAUCUUUAGAUUUUGUAGUUACAUCUGCACGGUGUUGUUUCUCCCCAAGAGAGAUCCAGACUCUCUUUAAGCUAAACCAUCAGUUGGCAAACAGCAGUGUGAAGGUUCUUCUCCAUGCUUGUUGUCAAGGCUAUGGACAUCUAGUUAGCUCUCACUAGAAAAGUGUGCAGGGAGGCCUGAGGAGAAGACAAAAAGGUAUUUCAAAGGCCACAGGUCACUUGCUAAUAUACGGUUUAACAGUUUUGUGUCUGUUAACAAAAUGUUGAUUUUGCAAAUACUUCAGUAGAGUGCUUAAUGGUCUGACUAUACGUGGCCUUUUUGCUUCAGUAGAGCUCCCUAUUCUCUGGAAGAUUAAAUAUACACCCAGGAAUUGGCAGAAAUCAGAGCCUAAUAUUGCAAAGGCAGUUAUCUUUUGUUAAAUAUUUUGAGACACUCUUUUUACCAUGGCCAAAAACGAUGUGUGAAUGGGGUAUGUGUGUUUGAGCAACUGCCACCGUUUUAGUUGAUGUUGUAGCGACCCUUCAGUUACCUAUGCAUUUUUUUAUAAUACCUAGUGAUUCUGCAGCCAGGCAGCCAUGUUCACUAUGCCUUGUAUGUCUGAUGCCAUAUUUUAAAUUAACCUGUUAAAUACAGCUUAAAAUAUUUUUAUUUUAUUUAUUCUAUUUUUACUGAAAUAUCCUGCAUUAUUAUGUUGAUGUAUUGUCUUUACUGGACAUGCUCUUGUAACAUUCUCCAUUAUGUAUACUAUAGGUUGCCUUAAAAAAGGCAGGCUUUGUAAUUAUUUGUAGUCACAUUUUUAUUGAAGUCUGUAGAAAAACCAUGUAAAGCAAAGCUAAUUUCUUAAUUUUUCAAUGCAAGUAGUAAGUUAGAGGUAAGCAUCACGUGUCAGUCAUGUCAUUAAAUGCUCCCUUGCAGAAGCAAGGGGAUGUAUAUUCACAGUCAACGACUAAGAGAUAAAAGCCUUUCUUUUGGAAUCUGCAGUGCUGGCUGUAGGUUUUAUUUAAGCCACUUACUAUUUCAUUUGAAGGGGAGCAAGGGGGUGUGGGAGGUAUAAGGCUACAGAGGCCACCUACAGGGUGGUUAAACAGGAAUAAUAAUAACUGCAUGGAUAGGCACAGGAUCCCUUCACAGUAAAAUGAGAUGUUAGUGAUGUACUUUGUGUGCAGUCACCUGUACCUAUUGAAACAACAAGCUCUUUCAUGACAGAGGAAGAAAAGCUGUGGAGUAUCUAAUAGCUUACACCAGUUAUGUGUCACUAAGAAUUCCCUAUCCCUUUUCCUUUUAUCAAGCAUUUAAUAGAUCAUUUAACUAGGGAUCUAAAAACAUUAGUAAAUUACCCAUGGAAAAUAACUUUCUUAUUUCAACAGCUAAGAUGGGCUCCACCUUUCAGCAUUACCAUUAACCCCAUUACUCCUUUCUUGGGCAGGCUAAUUAACACAUGGCUAAAAUGUGUGCUGUACAGUCAGUAAAAGCAGGUUUGGUUUAUUUUAACAGCAGUAAGAAAGAAGGAAACACACCCACUGUUUAUUAGCAGGGCUCAGUUUUACAUAAAGUACCUGAUUGACAUUGAAAAGGGCAAUUUUCCCUGCUGUUGACCACUUCUCCACAUUUAAAUGUAAUCUGUUCUGAGAAUAAAUUUAGCUGCAUAAAAUGACUGUCUCAACUUUUACUGGUCCAUGAAAUUGGGAAAUUAUUUAUUUUGUUCCAAAUAGUGGUUGAGGGGAUGGCAAAACAUUCUGGUUGUUUAGAGGCAAUAGGAGUGUAAUGGACAGUUUUUUAUCUGGAAAGCUGAAUCAAUGGUUUCUAGUUGAAAAGUACAAAUACAUAACUGGACUCAAGACAAUUAGUUACAGGAGAUACAGCUGGACUGUAAAAAGUCAUCUGAGGUGUUUAAUUGGGCAUGCAGGCUUCUACCUGCGAGCCAUCUGAAGUCAGUCCCAGAUGUGGCCACUGUAUGAUGUGCACACAAAGCAAGCUGCUGACCUGCAGAAUCAAAAUCUCUACUACCAGCUCCUUGAUAUUCUUGGUAAGACAUCAAGAUUCUAACUGGUAUGGCCUCAGUGGCAUGUCAAAGGCACAAAUCAGUGAAAGCAAGAUGAGGCUGACUGUGGGACAACAUGAUACAAAAGUAGCCCAGAAAUCCUAUCAUCAGACAAAUGUAUGGUUUUUUCACAAAUAAUUUUAAUUACAUUUAAUAAAUGAGUUAUACAGAUUUUUAUUAUUUAGAAAUAGAAAUCUGAGUUUCUAUUAAGCAUUUAACAUCCAUAUUGAAAAAAAACACCACAACAAAACUUGGAAAAACAAACCUUGAAAUCUCUAACUUUCUUUUCAUCUAACAUGUAGAAUUUCUCCUCCUCCGAGAUGGUUUUGAAAUAAAAUUAAGAGGGUUGGGGUUUUUUUUCAGUUCUGUGCAUUGCAAGCACACAGGUCUAGUUGUAUCCUUACUGUUCAUUCAGAAGCCAGAAUGGACAGAGUUCAUCCUUUUACUGAACAGGUAAGGAGCACAGGUUACUCGCAGGGACAUACAGCAGGUGAGUGAUGCCUUUGAAUAGGACAGCUGGCUCAGAUUAAAAUGCUGGAAGAAAUUUUCACUGAUUCAGUGAGCAAGGAUAUUUAUCUGAUGAACAGCCAGCUGUCUACACUGCUGAUGUAUUACCAUUCACAUCCUUUCUUCUCGAGGUAGAGCUGAUCUGCCUACUGGCGGGGAGGAAAAACAGAUGUUAAAACACUAUCUCUGGAUGGGUCUAAAUCCAAAACUAUGUCAACUAGGUUAAGAUUCUGUACCAUAUGGUUGACACUACUGGCAACACUUAAAUAUCCUAAAUGCUUGUGUAGAGGAAAAUUUGUCUUCAGGGCCACAGCUACCUUUGCCUUUCUAUAUUGCUGUGUUAUCUUUGUUUCAUUUCUACAACAGUAAAACCUAAAUAAAUACAACUCGGAAGUUC
Messenger RNA from Apus apus (common swift), 7769 nucleotides. RefSeq names its product amyloid beta precursor protein binding family B member 2 (gene APBB2). Lineage: Eukaryota; Metazoa; Chordata; Aves; Apodiformes; Apodidae. The coding region runs from base 283 to 2571 and encodes 762 amino acids. The record is from RefSeq and is a predicted model, not a curated record. Gene Ontology annotation, molecular function: amyloid-beta binding; transcription factor binding. Gene Ontology annotation, biological process: regulation of DNA-templated transcription. The transcript is spliced from 16 exons. Gene Ontology annotation, cellular component: cytoplasm; nucleus.